Molecule: messenger RNA, 327 nt
Organism: Gongylonema pulchrum
Lineage: Eukaryota; Metazoa; Nematoda; Chromadorea; Rhabditida; Gongylonematidae
Source: the annotation of a GenBank genome assembly
AUGAACACAAUUGGGCGUAUUUUGAUUGGUUUAAUAUCCGAUCGUAAGCUGCCAUGCAGGUAUGGCAAAAAUACAGCGAAGAACCGUUUAUGGAUUUAUGUAUCGUCUCUGAGUUUAUGCGGCGUGCUUACUGCCUGCGUAUUCCUUUGUGAAGGUUUCAUUACACUUGCGAUGUAUUCUGGCUUAUUUGGAUUAACGUUAUCCUCAUACGUGUGCCUGACAUCAGUAUUGCUUGUCGACUUGAUAGGCAUUGAGAAGCUGACCAAUGCGUUCGGCUUGAUCUUACUAUUUCAGGGUAUUGGUACCGUCAUUGGUCCGCCUAUAUCU